Molecule: messenger RNA, 1245 nt
Organism: Talaromyces amestolkiae
Lineage: Eukaryota; Fungi; Ascomycota; Eurotiomycetes; Eurotiales; Trichocomaceae
Exons: 1
Coding region: 1-1245 (414 amino acids)
Biological process (GO): secondary metabolite biosynthetic process
Molecular function (GO): FAD binding
Source: RefSeq, a predicted model, not a curated record
AUGAAUUCACCAAGAACAUCAGAAAUUGCAAUAAUUGGCGCUGGCCUCUCCGGCCUCGCUCUGGCAUUAGCCCUACACAAAAAUGGACUCAGCAACAUCACCAUAUACGAAUCGCGCCCAGCAUCUCUCGACAUCGGCGGCGCAAUCAUGCUGUCUCCUAACGCGUUAAAGGUACUUGACGGACUAAAUGUCUAUCAGCAACUACGACUACGAAGCUAUGAAUUCGACACCCUCUAUUUCCGAAAAUCAGAUGAAGCCAUGACUCCUGUCGACGCCUUCGAGUUCGGCUCUUCGUCAAAAUAUGGCUAUCAGGCUCUGCGGGUUUAUCGCUACGAAUUGAUUGAGGUAUUGCAUCAAGCAAUCCUCGAAAAGAGAGGUAUAUCAAUCAAAUACGGCAAGAAGUUCUCUCGCAUCCUCUCCGAGACAAACGAGGCCGUAACCUGGGCCUUCACCGACGACACCGAGGCAUCAGCUUCACUCCUUAUCGGAACCGAUGGAAUCCAUUCCCAGGUUCGCAGAUACAUGUAUCCUGAUAUCGAGCCUCGCUUCACAAAUGGUAUUGGAGUGACAGCCGCCGUGCCUACAGCACAAUUACAACUGCCCACGGGUAUCGAGACGCCAUUGACCCUUAUGAACAACAAACACGGCGCAUUCGUUAUCGCGCAACAACUACCCGAUGGCAGCGAAGUGCUUAUUGGUAAGCAGCGACGAUUCACGGAGACCUUUGACAAGGAAGGUUGGGCAGAUCUACUCAACAAUAAAGAGUGGUGCAUAGACUUUCUCCGUCAAGGCGCCGAGGACUUUCCACAAUUAGUCUCCAACGCCGUCAGCAAUAUCCCCAAGAACAAGAUCAAUCUUUGGCCUUUCUACGUUGUGCCGAAACUCGAUACAUGGGUGUCUGCGGGCGGCAAGGUUGUGAUCAUGGGUGAUGCGGCGCAUGCCAUUCCGCCCACGGCUGGACAGGGAGUAAACCAGGCAUUUGAAGAUGUCUACACAUUUGCUGGUGUCGUCGGCGCACUUGAGAGAAGAAAUACGACUGAUGCUAGCAAGCGAAGUGUCAGCUUGAAGCGAUGGCAGGCGGGUAGACAAGCAAGAAUCGACAAAGUCCUUGAACUCAAUGCCAUGAUUGACAAAAGAAGACUGCCGAACCACAAUGACAGCUCUGAGGUUCAAAAGGGAGAAUUUGAUAUGGGUUGGUUGUACAAUGUUGACUUUGAGCAGGCGAUUGCGGAUUGGGUUGCUUGA